AUGACACAAUCAACAGAAACUCCGGCUACCCAGAAUUUGUACCAUCGGGAUCCGCUGCACCAGCAGCAGCAGCACCAUCACCACCAUCACCACCACCAGGUACAGGUACAGGCACCACCGGCGCAAGUGCACGAAUACACUUUGCCUCAAGUUGUCAAUAACAAGACAUCCACGGCAAAUCGAAUGACAAUACGCGAAUACAAGAAAAUUGGGGAAGGCGCGUUUGGAACCGUUGUUGAAGCAGUAUUGAGGUAUGACAAUUCAGAACCAAAUUCCAAUAUAUCGAGUACCACCAGCAGCAGCGGUGUCGGUGUCGGUGUCGGUGUUGGUGUCGGUGUCGGUGCCGGUGCCGGUGCCGGUGCCCUUGCCAAAGACGAAUGGUUGGGACCUUUUGCCAUCAAGCGAGUACCCGCACAAACCGAGUACAAAUCAAGAGAAUUGGAAAUAUUGAGAGUUGUCCAGCACCCUAAUAUAGUCAGUUUACGAUUCUUUUUUGAUAAAAAGAGCUCAAUUGAUAAUAAAGUGUACCAAAACUUGGUGAUGGAAUGCUUACCCUCGAAUUUGCAAUCUGAAAUCAAAUUUUAUCGACAAUCAAAGUACACCAUCCCUUACCCGCACAUGAAAGCAUACACUUUCCAGUUGGCAAGGGCAAUGUUAUACCUACAUGGAUUCGGUAUAAGCCACAGAGACAUAAAACCAUCAAAUGUCUUGGUUGACCCUGCAACCAUUCGAUUAAAGAUUUGUGAUUUUGGUUCAGCAAAGAAAUUGGAACCAAAUCAACCUAGUGUUAGUUAUAUAUGUUCUAGGUACUACCGAGCUCCUGAGUUAAUUGUUGGUUGCUCAUUAUACACCACGAAAAUAGAUAUAUGGGGCUUGGGGUGUGUUGUUGCCGAGAUGUUUUUGGGUAAGCCCAUUUUUCAAGGACAAGCUCCUGAAUCACAAUUGAAAGAAAUUGCAAAAUUGUUAGGACCACCACCAAAUACUUUUUUCUUUAAAAGUAACCCCCAGUAUCGCGGCAAUAUGUACACUACAAAGCUAUUCAGCUGCUCAGUUGAAGAAAGGUUUAGCAAUAUUUUUAGCAAUUCGCCUCCAGACGCAAUUGAUUUAUUAAUGAAGAUUUUGGUAUAUGAUCCAGAAUCAAGAGCCAGUCCUCGAAGAGUAAUGGCGCACCCAUUCUUUGAUGAAUUGAAAUCAAAGGAGUUUAAAGUAUAUCCUAGAGGUUCUUCCACUGCAAUUGAGUUGAAAUUGUUUAAUUUUAGUGAAUUUGAAUAUGAAUUAUUGGGUCCCUAUAAAGAAGUACUUAAAGUGCAACAGUGA
This is a messenger RNA of Lodderomyces oxycetoniae, 1317 nucleotides long. Its product is annotated as serine/threonine/tyrosine protein kinase. NCBI's taxonomy places the organism in Eukaryota, Fungi, Ascomycota, Pichiomycetes, Serinales, Debaryomycetaceae. Gene Ontology annotation, cellular component: cytoplasm. Bases 1 to 1317 code for a protein of 438 amino acids. The transcript has a single exon. The record is from RefSeq and is a predicted model, not a curated record. Gene Ontology annotation, molecular function: ATP binding; protein serine/threonine/tyrosine kinase activity; protein serine/threonine kinase activity. Gene Ontology annotation, biological process: protein phosphorylation; signal transduction.